AUGAAUCUGUCCUGCACAAACUCCUCUGAGUGGAAAGCGGAGUCCGUAUUGAUUUCCGUGAGUUUUUCCCUCAUCUUUCUGCUCGGCAUCACGGGGAACUCUCUGGUCCUCGCAGUUCUGUGUCGCAAUGGCCAGAUGAGCACCAAGACCACCAACAUGUUCAUCUUCAGCCUUGGGAUGGCUGAUCUCUGCUUCAUUGUAUUCUGCGUGCCGUUUCAAGCCACCAUUUACACCCUGGAUCAGUGGAUGUUCGGUCCGGUGCUCUGCAGAGCCGUGCACUUCUUCAUCUUCCUCACAAUGUACGCCAGCAUCUUCACACUGACUGCCGUUUCCCUGGACAGGUAUUUAGCCAUAUGUUACCCGCUUCGUUCCAGGCAGAUGAGAACUCCAAAGAAUGCCCUCAUUUCUAUCUGCCUGCUUUGGUCUUUGGCUUUGGUUUUUUCUACACCGUACCUCAGCUACUUCUCUCAGAUGGACCUUGAUGGCACCAUGCUUUGCAUUCCUACCUGGGAGCCCAAACCUCGCUUUAUAAUGGAUCUGUGCACCUUCAUCUUUGGAUACCUCCUUCCUGUCCUUGUGCUCUGCCUCACAUAUGCGCGCACUAUCCGCUACCUAUGGACCAGUGUGGAUCCUGUCAAGGACAAGUCAGAAACAAGACGAUCCAAGCGGAAAGUCACCAAAAUGAUCUUGAUCGUGGCUGCGCUCUUCUGUCUCUGCUGGCUUCCUCAUCACCUCAUAAUCCUCUGUAUGUGGUUUGGACAUUUCAAGCUCAACCACACAACCUACGCCUUACGCAUCUUAUCCCACUUGGUAGCAUACGCCAACUCCUGCCUCAAUCCCAUUGUCUACGCACUCGUCUCCAAGCAUUUCCGCAAAGGUUUUCAGAAGGUUUUCAGCUGCUCAAGGAAGAACAGGGAGGAGAACAGGGUGCAUGUGAUUCAGGCUGUGAACACGGUCAGCAACAUUGAGACAAGACCCUCAGAGGAAGAAGCAGCUUCCACAGCAACCUGAGUUAAAAACUAAGAAAGGUUCUCAGAAUAUCUUUUCAAAGUCAUGUUUACUAUGUUUCGUAAAUAUUAAUCAUGUUGCAGCUGAAAAUAAUUGGUAA
This is a messenger RNA of Cyprinodon variegatus (sheepshead minnow), 1108 nucleotides long. RefSeq names its product galanin receptor type 2-like. The transcript has 2 exons. Gene Ontology annotation, biological process: G protein-coupled receptor signaling pathway. Gene Ontology annotation, molecular function: G protein-coupled receptor activity. Bases 1 to 1011 code for a protein of 336 amino acids. Gene Ontology annotation, cellular component: membrane. The record is from RefSeq and is a predicted model, not a curated record. NCBI's taxonomy places the organism in Eukaryota, Metazoa, Chordata, Actinopteri, Cyprinodontiformes, Cyprinodontidae.